Molecule: messenger RNA, 1622 nt
Organism: Erythranthe guttata (spotted monkey flower)
Lineage: Eukaryota; Viridiplantae; Streptophyta; Magnoliopsida; Lamiales; Phrymaceae
Source: RefSeq, a predicted model, not a curated record
UUAAAACAAAUUUGUGCAUUUAUCUAGUGUUUUGGGCUCAGAAAGCCCUAGGGUUAGAAUCGUAAUUACCCUAUUGUUGAAAAAUUGGAUGGAGAAUUACGGAGGCGAUAUGCGCGCCGAUCACGCUGCGACGACGUCGUCUUUUCCCACCGACGGCGGCCAUCACCAGCACGAUGAUCGCCAGGAUCACCGCCACCACCAAAAUUUCGACGGCGAGCAGAAUGAGCCCCCUGGUUACCAGUUCAACAGCAAUUCCAAUAAUUCGUUGCAUCUAUCUGGGCAAAAGAGACAACAUCCUCAAUCUAAUGGUGGUGAAUAUGGCGGUUUUGUGAAGCUGUACGUAGUUGGAAUUCCAAGAGCAGCUACUGAACAAGAUGUUAGCGCUGUUUUCGGCGAGUAUGGACAUAUUGUUGAUAUUAUUCUAGUCAAGGAUAAAAGGACUGGUUUGCAACAGGAGUACUGCUUUGUGAAGUACGCAGCACUAGAUCAAGCUGAGCGAGCUAUUGUUGCAUUUAACAGUCACUACACUUUCCCUGGGGCAAUGAUUCCUAUGAAAGUCAAAUAUGCGGGAGGGGAACGUGAACGCCUUGGGCUCUCUAGUGUACCGGUACACAAGUUGUAUGUUGGUUGCGUGAGCAGACAAGCUUUGAAAAGGGAAAUUGAAGAAAUAUUUACCCCCUUUGGUGUUGUGGAGGAGGUUUUUAUCGUCCGGGAUGAAUUCAAGCAAAAUCGUGGAUGUGCAUUUGUCCAGUUCUCUUGUAGAGAUAUGGCAAUUGCUGCAAUUAAUGCUUUACAUGGAACAUAUAUGAUGAAAGGAUGCGAUCAACCGUUGAUAGUUCGGUUUGCUGAUCCCAAGAAGCCAAGAGUAGGGGAUUCAAGGCCUGCUCCACAUUUCAACGAUCCAUCUAAUGGACAUAUGAUGCCUAACGAAAUGCAUCAAAUGAAGUCUUCACAUCCAGGAUGCAAGACGGGGAUAAUGACAAGCAAUGGUACUUCACCUGCUUCUCAUGCAUUUAAUUCUAUUGCUGAAAUCGAAAACUUCGCAGAAUGUGACUGGAGCGAGCAUGUAUCUCCUGAUGGAGUGCUGUACUAUUACAACUGUGUUACAUGCGAAAGCAGAUGGGAGAUUCCCGAAGAGUACGCACUUUAUGAACAAGAACUUGAUGAUCUGGAAGAACAGCAGCAGAAUUCAAUAACUCAGACCCCUUCUUCACCAGAUGUCUCUGAAGCAUAAAAGGUAUAUAUAGCUCAAAAGCCUAACAGCCUCACUAACAAGAGGUGCAGUUGGAACCACCACCUGCCCUCCGAAUAUACACAAAAUGCAGUGUAACUGGAAAUGGUGAAUGUAAGAGAUCUGCACACCCUAACUUUGGAGGUUUCUUUGCUACUUGACAAGCUCAACAAAGCUAGGCAUGCUGUAUGUACAAUGGCUGCAUUUUAUAUCUUCUAUUUAACAUGUCUCCUCCUAGUUCUUACCUUACAAACUUAGAAUUAUUUAUGGAAUUAUAUCGUACGAAUGACCCCAUUAUAACACAACAGCUACCUUUUCGUAAUUGUUUUUGUCUGUGCUGUAAAAAAACAAACAACUGUUGAGUGAUUUUAGACGUAGUUCUUGGUCAUGA